AUGGUUCAGACGUAUCAAUCCCCUGUACGUAUCUAUAAGUAUCCAUUUGAGCUUGUUAUGGCUGCAUAUGAAAAACGUUUUCCAACUUGUCCUCAGAUUCCUAUAUUUGUUGGUUCGACGAUAGUUGAUGAGUAUACAAGUUCAGAUGGAUCUGAAUGGAUGAUAGAAAGAAAAUGUCAGUUAAAUAUUGAUGUUCCAUAUAUUCUUAAGAAGAUAGCCGGUGUUGAUUUUGUAUUUUUUACUCAGAAAAACACAUUGAAUCGCCUUAAUAGGACAUUAGUUAUAGAAGCAACAAACAUUUCAUUCAACAGUCGUAUUUCCAUAUUGGAAACAUGUAAUUACUAUGUUCAUCCAGAGAAUUCUGAUUGGACGUGUUUCGAACAGAAUGCUAUGCUUGAUGUUAAGUCUUUCUUUGGUUUUGAAGCAACUGUAGAGAAAAUUGCUGUUAAACAAUAUGCUACUAAUUUGGCAAAGGGAAAAGAAAUUUUGGAAUUCUUUAUCGAUGAGCUUAUCAAGAAUGGCCAAACUGACUUUCCCGUAUUCACUGAAGCAGAUUUAAAAAAGACAGAUGGCAUUGAAGGAAAAGCUGAUGUAAAAGACAGCGACGAAGCGGACCAACAGGAUAAUAGCGAAGAGUUAGUAACAGAUUGUCAAGCAUCCUUGAAAUAG
Auanema sp. JU1783 is the source of this 669-nucleotide messenger RNA. Lineage: Eukaryota; Metazoa; Nematoda; Chromadorea; Rhabditida; Rhabditidae. The record is from the annotation of a GenBank genome assembly.